CGCCGCGUGCAGCCGCCGCGUGCAGCCGUCGCGUGCAGCCGUCGCGUGCAGCCGCCGCGUGCAGCCGCCGGCGCUGGCUCGAGCGCAGGACCGGCUUCGCAGAAACUUUUCCAGCCAGGGCAGCGCCAUGCGGAGCGGACAGCGGCUGUAGGGCGGCCCCCGCAUCCCCGCGCCCCACAGCUACCGGGCCGCAGGAUGUCCGGAGCCGGGCCAGCGCUCUGCUUGGCGGUGGCGGUGCUCUGGGGAAGCAUCGCGGGGCAGCAGCAGCCGCCGGAGCCCGAGCCCACCUGUCAGCAAGUCCGCACCUUCUUCCAAACGCUGCAGCCCGGGCUCAAGUGGGUGCCCGACACCCCGGGACCAGGGUCUGAUUUGCAAGUGUGUAUCCCCAGAGGGCCCACAUGCUGCUCGAGAAAAAUGGAAGAAAAAUACCAGGUAACAGCCCGAUUGAACAUGGAGCAACUUCUCCAAUCUGCAAGUAUGGAACUCAAGUUUUUAAUUAUUCAGAAUGCUGCUGUUUUCCAAGAAGCCUUUGAAAUUGUCGUUCGACAUGCAAGGAACUACACCAACAGCAUGUUCAAGAACCAGUACCAGAACAUGGCCCCAAGAGCGUUUAAAUCUGUUGGGGAACUUUUCACAGACGUCUCACUGUAUAUUCUGGGUUCUGACAUCAGCGUGAAUGACAUGAUAAAUGAAUUUUUUGACGGUCUGUUUCCGGCUAUCUUUUCGCACUUGAUUAACCCAGGCUUCCCCGAAAUCUCUUUGGAAAUGACAGAAUGCCUGCGGGGAGCGAGGAGGGAUCUGAAAGUUUUUGGAAACUUUCCCAAGAUGAUGAUGACCCAAGUGUCAAAGUCACUGCAGGCCACCCGAGUCUUCCUUCAGGCCUUGAACCUUGGGAUUGAGAUCAUAAACACUACCGAUCACUUGAAGUUCAGCAAGGAUUGUGGACGGACACUGCUGAGGAUGUGGUACUGCCCCUAUUGCCAGAGUCUCAUGAUGGCUAAGCCCUGUGCUGGUUACUGCAAAGUUAUAACUCAAGGGUGCCUGGCUAGCGUGGUGGAGAUUGACAGAUACUGGAGAGAAUACAUUCGUUCUCUGGAAGAGCUUGUUAAAGGCAUGCGGGGAAUAUAUGACAUGGAGCACGUCCUGCUCAAUCUGUUUUCACUGAUACGAGACUCGGUUCUGUACGUCCAGAAGAACGGAGGAAAGCUGUCCUCAACAAUUAGCAAAUUAUGUACCAAUUCUCAACCAAGGCAGUAUAGAUCAGCUUAUUAUCCUGAAGAUCUGUUUAUUGACAAGAAAGUAUUAAAAGUCGCUCAUGUGGAACAUGAAGAAACUUUAUCCAGUAGAAGAAGGGAACUGAUUAUGAAAUUGAAAUCUUACAGCAAUUUUUACAGCAGUUUAUCAGAGUACAUUUGUACCCACAGCCCUGUGGUCCCAAAUGAUACAUUCUGCUGGAAUGGACAAGAAAUUGUGGAGAGGUACAGUCAUCAGGGGGUCAGGAAUGGAGUCAAAGUUCAGUUUGGCCAUCACGACUUGAAAACCAAAGGCCCUGAGCCAGUAAUCAAUCAGAUUAUUGACAAACUGAAGCACAUUAACCAGUUCUGUGGUGUAGCAUGAUGCUGAACAAUCAAAGCCAGGAAAGUCAGAUGAAAAAGAUGAAAGAAAGCAAUUAAGGCCAAAAUUCCCAUAGAGUAUUUGUGUGGCAUAAACAUAAAUUCAAAGUUGGGCAUAAAACAUCAAAUGUUAAGGUUUUUAUUGUGCACUUAAGUGACUAUGACCUUGUUUCUGCAGAAACUGUUUUUCAAAGCAGUACCAUCUCUCUUUUUCUACAGUAGCAUUUGCAGUGCCAGAUUUUUCCAUCCUAAAAGUUAGCAUUGCAUCCAAAUAUUGCAUGGAAUAAACGAGGCGUUUAUGGGAGACUAGGGUGAGGUUGUUGUAACAAAUGUUGUAUUGAAUUUUGCUGGGUGGUGACUAAAAUGAGACUUAUUAAAUAUGAUCUAGGAGGCCCUGUAGAUUUUAACAGAUCUUUUAGAAAUAUAUUUUUGACUGUGUAAACCUGCGAACCUCCUCAAUCUGAUAGAAUUCCCUGUUGUCGGGUUGGACCUGAUCUGGCAAAUCUCAUAUUUACACUGUUUUAAUACAGAAACCGUAUGUCAAAGUACCAUAAUUUAAAAAAAUUGAUAGCAUUCCUAAGUACAUUCAAUUUACCCCACUCCCGGAGCUAGUAGCUCGUAGCUGAGAAAUUUUCCAUUUUUUGGGUCAUUUCACAUUAAAAUAGGAAUCCCAAUUUAGGAGCUUCACCAUGUGCAUUCUAAAUGAAGCUCACAGAUCAAUUUAUUCAGCAACUGGAAUUGUAUUGCAAGAAAUUAAAUUAAAAGUUCUCGGGAAUUCUUUUUUGCCCAAUGUUAGCUUACCCAAUGGGUGGCAAUUAUGAUAUUGGAAACACAUGCUCCGAAAAGCCACCAGACAUGGUAAUUAUUUCUUUUUCAGGCUAUUAAGUAAAAUGACAGAAGUUUUUUUUUUAAUGAUAAAUGUGCUUUGGAAUGUAUCAGCUAAUUCCCUUAUACUACAAGAAAUGAUCUAGAGCUCCACAAAGUCUAAGUCUGUUACUUGAAGACUAAUUUACAUUGUCCUUUUGCAAGUCUCUCAUUGCCUCUUGCUAGUAUGCUGUUAUAAACACUCUCUUUCCUUAUUCUAACUCCAUAUGGAAGAAGCAAUAUGCUAGUGCUUUGGUAUGCUGUUUAAAUCGGGGCAAGUGUGACAGACACUAAUUGAAGCACACAUAAAUUUGGAAAUGUCUUGUAUUUAUAUUUAACUUCAGUGAUUUUCCUUCUGAUAAUUUCAGGGUGAUUAAGAUUUGCUUUCCUGUUAACUUAGGUAUUAAUCAGUUAAUGACAUCCUUAUUUUGUGACCUGCAUUAGUGUUAAUGUUAGAAAGUUAUUAAAGUGGAUUGUGCGGUGUGGGGGAGGAGAAGGUUCUAUCAUAUAUAAAAUUAAUUUACUUUGCUCCUGCUUUUUAAAUCAUGUGUUAAGAAAAUA
Molecule: messenger RNA, 3038 nt
Organism: Ornithorhynchus anatinus (platypus)
Lineage: Eukaryota; Metazoa; Chordata; Mammalia; Monotremata; Ornithorhynchidae
Gene: GPC3
Product: glypican 3
Exons: 7
Coding region: 196-1617 (473 amino acids)
Biological process (GO): positive regulation of canonical Wnt signaling pathway; regulation of protein localization to membrane; cell migration
Cellular component (GO): cell surface; extracellular region; plasma membrane
Source: RefSeq, a predicted model, not a curated record